Messenger RNA from Nasonia vitripennis (jewel wasp), 3867 nucleotides. RefSeq names its product verprolin. Bases 413 to 1699 code for a protein of 428 amino acids. Gene Ontology annotation, molecular function: actin binding. The record is from RefSeq and is a predicted model, not a curated record. Lineage: Eukaryota; Metazoa; Arthropoda; Insecta; Hymenoptera; Pteromalidae. The transcript is spliced from 5 exons.
GCUUACUCUUCGCGGCAGAUACUUAGUCGGGCUGCGCCGAGUCGCGAAAGUAUCGCGCGAGAGUCGUCGAUCCCUCUCUCCUCUCUCUCUCUCUCUCUCUCUCUCUCUCUCUGCAAUCACGAGAGUAUAUAUACCAGUAGUGAGUGUGAGCAUCAGAGGGGACAGGACAUGUCGUUCGUUCGCAGAUAAGCGUAUUAUCGCGGCGAAAAGCGCGACCUGCCCACGUAAAGUCUGUCCGGUCGAACGUCGUCGGUGGAGACUACACUCCGCGGUGAGGACGUCUACGUCGUUUUCGGCCCGAAAGAUGUGAAUGAGCUGCUGCUGCUGCUAGAGUAGCCCUGCGAGUGUUUUUUCCUCGUCGUGCACAGCCAGGAGCUGCUCAUUCCUCCAGAGUUUGCCGAGUAGCGCCGAAAUGCCAGCGCCGCCGCCGCCUCCGCCUGCACCCACGUUCAACCUGGGAGGGGGCACUCCGGAUCAGAGCAGAGGUGCUCUACUCCAGUCUAUCCGAGCUGGCAAACCCCUCAAGAAGACAGUGACAGUAGACAAGAGCGCUCCUGCUAUUAGUGGGAGAGUCAAGGGUGAAUCUUCCAGCACUUCGCCGGCCAACAUUAACAAGUCUCCUGCACCCAAUACCAACAGCAUCAACAAUGGAAACCCCAUGGGUCUGGGUGGUCUCUUUGCGGGAGGUAUGCCCAAGCUCAAGUCUACCGGUUUGAGGAGUAAUUUAGCAGAGAGGGAUAAUGGCAAUGUGCCUACACACACAAACUCGGCCACUCUGCCGAGUGUCAAGCGGGGACCACCGCCAGUGCCUCCUCCAGCUGCACAGAAACCUCAGAUGUUUUCACCAGCUUCUCCGGCAAGUGACCACAGCACAAACCACAAUGUGGAUGCACCCCACAGGAGCUCCUUUGGUAAACCAACUCUGGCUCCCAAGCCACCUACUACAUCUCCUAGUGCAGCUGCGCAACAGAAGCCCUCACCUCCACCGAAAAAGCUCAGUCUCGCUACAAACAACUCUGUGUCCAGAGCGCAGAGCAUGCGACUGCCACGUUCGCCGCCGGUGCUGGCUCCGACGCCCCCGUCGCUCCACCAAUCCCAGGACUGUCUGAACGAGCCACAGCAGAGGCCAGUGGUGAAUCGGGUGCUAAGGGCACCGGGAGUCCGGCCACCCUCGCCACCAACGAAUCGUAUCAACGGCGGUGCGCCAAUCACGAGGGUUGCCCCGCCACCCCCUUGUCGGGCUCCGACGAUGCCACCACCACCGCCUCCGCUACCCCAUCGCUCGACGUCCUCGGCCUCGUCGAACGCCGUAGCUGCAGCGGCGGCUGCUCGACUCGCACCCGCGGUUCCGCCGCCUCCAACGCCGCCUACCCGCGGCCAGUCGCUGCAGCGCAACGGCCAAAUGCCAGCCAUGAACCCCUCGGCCGGCUCCUCGAUGAUGGGCCCGGCCGAAUUCGAGGCUCGCUUCGUCGACAUGUUCAACUCGAUAGCGAACUUUCCGGCACCUGAACCCUUCCGCGGCCUCACCAAGGUCUACAACAGCAAAACCGCAGCGAAGCAGCAGGCGCCGGCGCCACCCGCGCGCUCCGUCUCGAACGCAGGCAGUGCGCUCCACUCCAGACAGGCCCAGCCGCCUCCGCCUCCCCAGCCGACUCAGUGGCAACAGCAACAACAGAACGCCGCCUCGUCAGCUUGCUAAGGACGACUGCGCUCUUGUCUGUGCUUUCUCCUGUCCGCCUGUCGUCGGGGAGCGCCGCCGCGCCAUCCGGACGACCUUCCCUCGCCUUACCUCUGACGACAACGGCCGGGAUGCUUUUUGCUCUGAGAAAGAGAUGAUGAGAGUCGCCGCCCCCCUCACAUAUUAUAUGUAUAUGUUACACAUUGUAUAUUGUUUCAUUUGAUGGCAUAUGUGUAGAGAGAGAGAGACACACAGAGGAUGCAUGCGGGAGAGCGAGAAAAAAAGCGUACUACCAUAUAUGUAUAAUAUAAGUGCCCUUUGGCGCACAAUGAUUGUUGAGGUGUCGCGCGCAGAGAGCCGGUCACGACGAUUUGGAAAUCGUCGCUUUCGCUCGAACGAAUCUAGAACAUGACCACGACGAUGACACAUGCAGCUAGAGAGUUAAAGAGUUGAAUCGCGUACGAGAGAGAAUUUUAUCAUUAUGUAGUCAACGAUUUUUUCGUGAAGCGUAGAGGAAUUUCGAAAUCACUGUAUAAAUCGACUAUAAUCAGUAUCACGCGUAAGAGAAAGACGCGUCAGUCACCCGAUUUUACGAUGUUUGCACUUUUAUUCGUGGAUUCGCAAUUUUUAUUAAAAUUGUUCAACUAUAAUGCGUCGAUCUGAUUUUAUAAAUUUUACAUUAAAGGUUGAAGAUUGGUUUUAAAUUUGCGCCGUAUUUUUCUAGAAUUAUGAUUUUUCACGAGCUCGCGGAAUCGUAGUGCUGCCAGGAAUUUUCGAGAAAUGGGUUAACUCUAUCGAAGGGCAAUGGAAUAAAUUUUUAGAAAGCAACUCGAGUUGCCAAAAUAUUUUAUUCUGUAAAAAAACGUGUAAGUAAUGCAUUCUCGAGUGUAAAAUAUUUUGGUAGCCUAUGAUUUUAUCAAUUAACAAUUGUUAAUCUUUCGUAGGAAAAAAUUGUGAUAAUCUUCAUUUUAUUUAUAUCGCACAACUUUUCAUUAUGCUUGCAUUUAAAUUCGCAUCUGUAUUCCAUCUAUAUAGUAAAAAUUGUAAAUAUUACAUAUCACAAGACAAAAGAUUUUCAGUUUCAUAAGGAUAUUAUCGGAACGAUUAUAAUAGUCUUGGGUUGAAAAUAGAGCAAGCACCAGUAAGUUUUUAAAAUGAGUAUUAACUUUUUUAAAAGUGGUCUCGUACAAACGUCAUAACAAUUCCACCAAUAAUUCGACAAUUGCACAACUUUAAAAAUUAUCAGUAAGAUAAAAACCUGUAAAAAGUAUUUUUUUGUUUUAUCAGAACUGCCAAUGACAGAUAAACGGUUAGGAGCGCGUUCAUGUUUUAAGUGUCGUAAAUAGCCAAUGGUUUUUAUUUGUCAAACAGUCGCGAUAUCAGUGAAUUGUGAUAGAAGAGAGAUUUGCAGUUUCUACCUUAGCGCCAUUAACGACUUAGUUGAAAGUCUACCUACGUUUUCCAUAUCCUAUUUAUCGCAAAACAUCACCGGAGCCAGAAAAACGCGACAACCCUUCAUGAAAAAACUAUAAAUCGAUUGAACUGUAAAUUAAUAUAAUAUUGUUUAACUAUUUUUCUGGCAUCGCUGAUUACAUUCACAGGCAAAUAUUAGCAGUGCUAGAAAAAAGAUUUUUCCUAUGGAAAGUUUAGCUGAAAAUUAGUCUAUAUACAUAUAAGAUGGCAUGGAAAAUUAUUGUAACGAGAAAUUGCCAAAAUGUAAUAUUGCUGAUAAUAAUAAAAAUAUUUGUACAUAGAGGUUGAGAAAAAUGAAAAUUACUGCUACUGCUAUUCGAUGUAUUGAAGCAUAACAGAUUAAUUAUUGCUAUUAGAGUAUUUGUUGAAGACAAUAGGUCUAGAAAGAUUUAUUGUAGUUAUUUUAAGAAGAGAAAUAACAGUAAUUUUUAUUUUUACGAUAAGAUAAAGUAAUAAUUAGAAAUAUAUAAAUCUCUUGAGUCAUAUUUAAAUCCCGUGCAUAGUCGGAAUCUUUUUUCUGAUGCUGCAGAAAGCAGUGCUUAUGCGGACGCAUCAUAGUAUAAUACACUAAUUCCUCUUAGGUCCUAUAAGCGCGUACAAAAAAAAAAUGAAAAAACAAACUAAUACUGACACAUGACGAUACACAUUGAAUGUAUGUGCAAAAAUAAUUAUCUUGUAAUAUUGUUGAAAAUAUAGUAAUUACGUAUUUUAAAAAA